AUGAUUAUUGAUGGAAAGAAGUAUGCUUGCCAGAAGUGUAUACGCGGUCAUAGAGUGACCACUUGCAACCAUAGUGGUGUUGAAUUAGUGUUGAUUAAACCUAAAGGUAGACCUUCGACGACAUGUGAGCAUUGUAAAGCAGUGAGACAUAAUACUAAUUUUAAUCCAAUGGGCAAAUGUCAAUGUGGGAAGAAUGUAAAACCUAUUAGAGUCAGAAGACGGUCUAAGGCAAGCAUAAGUUCAAUAAGUAAUAACACUACUCCGAUGGUGACUCCAGCAUCAUCGUUAAUGAAUGACUGUGACUGUUUAUCCGGGUCGAUUUGUAAGUGUAAUGUGACAAAAAGGAAAGCAUCAGUGGUGUCUCUUACUGGACAUGGCUCUGGUUUCGUUAAUUCAAAUUUAAACAGAAAGUCUAUUUCUUCCUAUAUUUCAUCACCCAAUUUAGUCCAUAGAGAGGAUUCAUUCUCGAAUUUAUUCCCAACGGAAUCAGUUAAUAAUGAUUUAUCUCUGGAAUUCACAGAUAACUUCAAUAAAAAUAAUAGAGAGAAGGUUGAUGAUUCAGGUGUUUCGUUGAUGGAUUUCUUCUUGAAUACAGACAAAUCGGUAGAUCAAAAAAUCGAUUUCAACAAUUACCCAAAUACUUCUCCGGUUUCACCAACUACCACAAGUUUCAUUGAUAACGUAGUAGGUGAAAUGAAUAUAGCAAUGGCGUUGUCGAAUAAUAGCAGUUUCUUAAAUAACGAUGAUAUUGGACUGCCCUCUGAUAUGGAAUAUAUUGGUAAACGAUCAUCAACGAGUGAAAGUAUUUCGCCCAAGUUUGUUUCACAACCUUUCAAGAAUGAUAGCAAUAAUAAUAAUAUUAACAAUAGCAGUCUUAAUACCACGCAGAAGAAACAUUUUGAUACCGUCACAAAUAAUGCUCUUGUGACAGAUAAUGGUGGCACCAAUGUAAGUGAUAUAUUCGAUUUAAACAAUAUAUUCAAUAUUUUAGAAUCAAAUGACGUUCCAGCUACUGCAAACGAUUUCGAAUUCCAAAGAAACAAUAUAAACUGGAAUAUAUCAAAUAUAUGA
Messenger RNA from Tetrapisispora phaffii CBS 4417, 1071 nucleotides. It is a transcript of the gene CUP2, whose product is annotated as Cup2p. Bases 1 to 1071 code for a protein of 356 amino acids. The transcript has a single exon. Gene Ontology annotation, biological process: intracellular iron ion homeostasis; positive regulation of transcription by RNA polymerase II; intracellular copper ion homeostasis. Gene Ontology annotation, molecular function: DNA-binding transcription factor activity, RNA polymerase II-specific; copper ion binding; RNA polymerase II cis-regulatory region sequence-specific DNA binding. Lineage: Eukaryota; Fungi; Ascomycota; Saccharomycetes; Saccharomycetales; Saccharomycetaceae. The record is from RefSeq and is a predicted model, not a curated record. Gene Ontology annotation, cellular component: nucleus.